This is a messenger RNA of Lycium barbarum (goji berry), 468 nucleotides long. RefSeq lists its product as uncharacterized. The transcript has a single exon. The record is from RefSeq and is a predicted model, not a curated record. Gene Ontology annotation, molecular function: protein dimerization activity. Lineage: Eukaryota; Viridiplantae; Streptophyta; Magnoliopsida; Solanales; Solanaceae. Bases 1 to 468 code for a protein of 155 amino acids.
AUGGCUUGUUUACAUCCAGCUAAGUCAUUUGGUAAUUUUGAUAAGAAAAAGGUAAUCAGGUUGGCUGAAUAUUAUCCGAAUGAGUUUGAUAGCAACAAGCUUCGAGAUCUCAGUUGCCUACUUGAUAAUUUCAUAGUGUAUGUUCGAGGUUCUGAUAAGAGAUUUUUCAAUAUGAAGGGUAUUACUGAUCUUGCUAAAGUACUGGUUCAAUCAGAAUUGCACCAGACCUGGCCACUUGUUUAUUUGCUUAUCAAGUUGACUCUUAUUCUUCCAGUUGCUACUGCUUCUGUGGAACGAGCUUUCUCAUCGAUGAAGUACAUCAAAAAUGAACUCCCCAGCAGUAUGAGUGAUGAAUUUUUAAAUGGUUGUUUAGUCUGCUAUGUAGAGCGUGGGAUAUUUGCAACUAUAAGUAAUGAUGCUAUUAUUCAUCAUUUUCAGAAAAUGAAAAGUCGUCGAGCGCAGUUGUGA